Molecule: messenger RNA, 4808 nt
Organism: Mercenaria mercenaria
Lineage: Eukaryota; Metazoa; Mollusca; Bivalvia; Venerida; Veneridae
Exons: 10
Coding region: 890-3751 (953 amino acids)
Molecular function (GO): protein binding; ATP hydrolysis activity
Source: RefSeq, a predicted model, not a curated record
UUAGCCUUAUGAUGUGGAAGUUUCUGUGUAUAGGUUUUUCUUACUUUGUCUUGUGUAAGAUUUUUUGAGAGAUAGGUGGUUUAGAUGUAAAUAUAUCAUAGCUGUUCCCCGCUGAUAUAAAACUUUUCCCGCUAAAUUCCAGAAAUAAAACAACAACGUUAACAUUACUAAACUACUUUAGCAAAUGCAAAAUUGAUCGUUUUCCUGUGGUCCUGCACAUAAUUGUUUAAAGAAGAGGAAGAAAACAGAAAAAGAAGAAACAAACAAAAAAACUCAACAGCUACUUUUUAAAUCUUAGUUUAAUGAUUUAAUAAAUAAAUUAAUCUAUAUCAUCAAGGACACUGUAUUGAUUGCCUUUUGUUUAGCGUCUGCAUGUUUAUACCCGUAUAUAGGAUAUUCUAUUCACUGCAUCCAACGUGUUAAGGUUAUUUUUCAUAAACAAGGUUAGAUAAUAUGCCGAUUGCAUUAAACCGUGUCGUCUUAAGUUACAUAUUUAAACUGUGAAUAUCAUUGUUAAACUUUAUCGUAUUUUGAAUAUUUUAUAAACAGUACAAAAAGUCAAUGUGUACAUUACUCAAAACAAGAUAAAACAGAUAGUGAACUACAUAGCGACAUUUUACUGAAUUUGAAGGACUACUUCCGCUUAUCGACACAUUUUUAUGAUGUAAACUGUGUUUAUAUUAUUGCAUUAGUAGACAAGCGAUACUUAUUAAUUGAAACUUCACAAAAGACCAUUUGUUCAUAGUUCAUAAUAUGAAUGACAAUAAAAAUUAAUUAGACAAUACAUUUAGUUUACAUUAUUGUACAUUUCUGGACGUUAUCCUGGAAAGAAGAUCGUGUUUUAUUUCACGCCUAUGAACCAUUCAUGGAUUAGCUACUGAAGUGACGAAUGAUAGAAUAUUACAAGAUGAUGGAAUUAGAACAACAAUUACUACGGGAUACAUACAUAGAAGAAGAUGUUCAGGGGUUUUGGGAAGGCCUAAAACAGAAACUGAAUGAAGAAUUACUUCAAGAGGAAACUGAAAGGGUUAAACAAUUUAUGAAAGACAAAAUUGAAACAGAAACAUUUGAAAGACUUGCGAUUGAAAAUCCUAGUGAUCUACUAAAUAUACUCGAAAAUAAUAUGCUAAUUGAGGAUGCCUUGUCCACAGUUGAGCACGUUUUUAAUAUAAUGGACCUUCAUCCUGAAUACAAAGAAAAAAGUUUUGGGCAAAUAAUCAGAGAUUAUAUGAUUGCAAGGAAAAGAUUUGGAUGCCCGAAUAUUAUUGGGCGAGAACAAGAAAUAUAUGAAGCCAUCAAGAGAUUGGACAGUUCAGGUUAUAAAGGUUUAUGGAUUCAUGGAAUUGGAGGCCUUGGAAAGACAGUACUAGCAAAUGAAAUAUGUGCAAGACUCUCCUAUUCACGUAACAGAACGUCAAGUAUUUCCUUUGAUCUUAAACAAGUGACGAGCAGUGGUGACUUUUUACGAAAACUUCUUGACAACUUCACAGUAUAUACAAUUCCAUCUGAAACAGAAAAUUUGACGAACGAACUUUUACAUCACCUUAAGUCAAUUUCAAAUGACACAUGUAUAUUACUGGAUAACAUAGAAGACGUUUAUCAGUCUGACAGAAAGGAAGUUCUGAAUAUUCUAAGAAGAUGCCUUGAUAGUCCAGCAUACAUGCCAAUUAAAUGGAUUGUGACAUCCAGAAUGGAAAUCGGAGCUGAAAUCAAGGGAAUGGAAGAAGUAGAACUGCUACCACUAGAGAGAAAAAGCGCGAUGACAUUAUUGAAGCUUUCACUUCGACCAAUUGAGUUAACAGAGAAAAAAUGCCAAACACUUCUUGACAUAACUGGGGAGAGUCCACUUGCCAUUCGGCUUUUGUCAUCUAAUGUGAAGUCAUUGGAGCUACAAAAUGUCUCUGACGACAUGCUGAAGUCAGUAUGCAAUGCACAACUGCAGAAUGAAAUGAAAGGAUGUAUUGAAUAUUCGUAUCAGUCUCUUAAAGAGACGGAGAAGCAACAACUUCGUUUGUUAUCUGUUGUGGAAACAUCCCAGUUCGAUACUGAAAUAGUAAAAGCUGUACUAGAAAUCAAAGAUGAAGAAGCACUUUUCUUGAUGAUGAAACUAACUAAUCGACACAUUAUUCAAAGAAUAUAUACCGGACAAAAGGAUAUACAAUAUUGCCUCCACCCUCUGAUAUUCGAAUAUUUACAUAAUCUUCUGAAGUAUGACCGAUUCUACAAGCAGGCUCAAAACAAUUUUUGUAAGCAUAUGCUUCAACGGAUUGAACCAUACAUAGCAAAUGUAGAUAGAAACUACGCGGAGGCAAUCUCGAAAAUUUUAACCAAUAAGCCGUUGUUGAAAGUUCUGUUUCACGUUCUUUCGAAUCGAGAGAAUUAUGAAAAUGAUUCACUUUCGGCAAAUGAAAAUAGAUAUCUGAGUAAGCUGCAAGAGAUUCUUCAAAUGACACACUUGGAAAAGCAGCAACUUUACAAAAAUAUUACUGAACAAAUGAAAUCUAAUGGUAGGCAACACCCAUUUGUGUUUUGGAAACUUGAAGAAAUACGGAUGAUGGUGGACUGUGAACAGUUUUCUGACGCAGAAGAAGAAAUUUCCACUCUUGAGAAAACAUUUUUUAAAAAGAAAAGUGAGGACGAUUCUAGUGUAGAUCUGAAAGGUCGUUUCUAUUACGUCAGCGGUCGACUUUACCGUUGUAAAAAGGACAAAGAACUUCAUAAAGCUAUCGAAUAUUUCAAAAACUCGCUGUAUAUCUAUCGGAAUAUACAAAAUGUCCCUGAGGCUGCGAUUGCUUUAAAUGCAAUUGGAAACGCUUACUUUGACUCGGGGGACUAUGACAGUGCGUUAGAUUAUCAUAACAAAGCAGCGAAUAGGUUACGAGAAUUUUCUUCCGGCAAAAUACAUCCAGAUAUAGCCGUGUAUGAAUUUAACGUUGGUACUAUAUAUCUCGCAAAGGCACGUCAAGAAAUUUCAAUUUACAAAUGUGUCACUGAAGAUGCAAGCAAAUACUUCAAACAAGCCCUUAAAAUAUUCGAAGAUUCUAUGGCUAAAGAUGUCCAAAUGGGAGCAGAUAGAAUGCCAAGAUAUGGUAAUAAGCUGUCUGAGAAAGCAAAGGCUUUAUUUUAUCUAAAACAAUUUAAAGCAGCAAUAAGUGAUAUGAAAAGAUCGCUUGAAAUCAAAAUAGCUCCGUUCAAAACACCUGAUCGGAAUAUAACACUAGCAUACUACAAUACAGGGAGGACAUUUCUACUUUGGCGUGAGGAAGUAAAAACUGAUGCAGAAAAUGCAAAACUGUUGUUGAAAGAAGCUGUACUUUGCUUCCGGCAUGCAGAGGAAGAAAUACGAUCUGACGGUAGAGCCAGUUUAACUGGAAGGGAUAAAUCCAGAUUUAUUUCAUUGUAUAAGCAGAUUGCAAAUGAAGUGAAGAAAGACGAAGCGAAAAUCAUAAAAUCGUUUUGUGAGUGUUUUGAAAGAGGUGUAACAUUUGAUUCAUCGUCAUCAUCAGAAUCUACCACCACCUCGGAAACAUCAAGUCCGUCAAGACAGGAACAUUCUGACACAGAUGAGGGUAUACAAAGUGAUGACAACAUCAAUGAUGGGGCGGCAGUCUCUUUCGGCGGGAUUUCAAGUGUAGAAACACAGAAAAAAGAGGCUAUGCAAUUCGAGCAAGAUUUUUUCUCUAAAAUAAACACACAGUUGACAGGUUCUGAAAUGAGAAAGAGGAGACGUUCUUCUUCUGUGUCAGAUUGAUAAAAUCGUUUUUUUUUUUUUGUUGUUGUUGUUUUUUUCUUAGUGAUUUUGAUAAAAAUAGUAACUGCAAAUGGGGAAAAUGGGAGAGAAAAUCAGAUUUUGUGAAAUAGCCUGGCGAUAGAGCUUGAUAUUGCUUCUUAAGUGUAUCAGUCAAACAUAUUAUUGUAAAAAGAACAUUUUGAACUAGUAUUCAUACAAGUACAACUUCUUUUAAUUUUGCGAGUUACUCUGUCAGUUUUGCUUUAAUAUUUUUUAUUAUAUAAUAUAUUUAGUUUUCAUCCUCCAGGUGAAUAUUUAUUUAUUUUACUUGUGCAGUAAGAACUUUAAGGAUUUAUUAAUUAUAUCUGUGCAAUAAGAAAUAUAAGGAUUCAACCAUAUUAAUUUUCAAACGGUUUAAACAAAUAUGUAUGAUCCCCCUACCCACCCCAGCUCAAUAAGUAAUGAACAGAAUGUAACCUAUAACCGGAAAUACAAAAUGAAAAACGGUUUUAAACCAGACAGUCAUUUGGAUUUUUGGAGUAUGUUUAAUCAUCUGGCCGAAUUGCACAAAGUUUGUUAAUUGUUCCGAUGUCAUAUUCUGAUCACAGAAGGUCAAGUGCGAUAGUGUGGGAAACGCAAUUCAAAUCCGAGUGAUUAGACAGAUUCUCUCUUCUCUGUAUGACGUACCAAGCAUUAUGGCUACUGUUGUAAUGACGCUACGUGUACUAAAAUUGUUAACACAAAAAACACCGUAACGUUACAUUGAACACUUUCAUGUGGUACGUGUUUGAAAUGUCAUGAAAUGAUUCUUGUUUACACAGAUUGAAUUCAUGUGCUUCGUUUACAUAAUACCAUAACAAAAUGUUUAAAAGGAGUAAGUAAAUAAUGUUGGAAGGGUAGUGACGCAGAAUCUGUAAAGCUCGUCUUUCAUUUUUUGUUUUUAGUUUUUUGUUUUGUUUUUUGUUUGUUUGGGGUUUUUUUGGAGGGGGGUGGUUGUUGGGUUUUUUUGUGGGUUUCUUUUGUGUUUUUUUUGUUUUGUUUUGUGUGAACUAUUUAUAAUUAAAAGUACAUAAUCAAA